UUAAAGCUGGAGUCGUUUUGGAAAAAUCAGCCAUUAAAGAAUUAGAAGAAAUGUUAAAAUGUUCAAUUAAUGGAACAAAAUUUCAGGAUUGGAAUAUCAAGAUGUGCGAACAAUGCCAAGCACUUUUAAAAGGUCCUAUUCAAGCAGGAGAAGCUGCUUUAAAGACAAUUCAGACUAAAAUAGCUGACAGCAAAAAAUAUAUAAAAGAUGUAAAGAACAAAAUUAAAGCUGUAAAAAGUAUGGAAAAAAAUAUUCAGAAUGAUUCAAAAGAUUUGGAAGAACAUUAUUUACAAGAAAUUUUAUCCAAACAAGUAAUUGAGGAAUGUACAGGAUCAUUUCAUAAAAGCUGUAUCGAUAGUACAAAUACCAAUUAUACAUCUGAGCAAUUUUUGAAAGACUGGGAUGUGUUUAGGACACAUGAUCUUCCUGAGAAACUUAAGAAAAAACUGACUGAUGAAACAAAGAGAUGUCUUGAAGAGUUAAAACCCCAACUUCAAAAAAAAUAUGGUGAAUUGAUAAAUUACAUACUGGGUCAUGAUCCUGAGUCUGAGAGCACAAAUUUUGUGGAAGAAGUUGAAGCCCAAGUAGUCCAUCUUAGUCCCAUUGGUGAGCCUUCUGAGGACAUAAAGGAUUAUAUCAGUUUGAAAACCGAAGAAAAAAAAAAUGCUGUUGCUAGCUCUAGAGCAAGUUUGGGAAAUAAACUUUUAAGAGUAGCUAAAGGUUUGGCUGUGUUUGCAUUGGUUGUAACAGCAGCACCAAUUGUUGUUGGAGGUGCAGUUGCUGGAGGUGCAGUUGCUACAGGUGCAGUUACUGCAGGUGCAGGGGCAAUUGCUACAGGUGUAGCUGCAACAGGUGGAAUUGCUGGAGGUGGAGUUGUUGCUGCAGGUGCAGGUUUAGUUGCUGGAGCUGGUUAUGUUAUGAAAAAAAUAGCCAAAACUAUUACUGUUCCUAAUGUGAAAAUGAGUGCAGGUUUAGUUGCUGGAGCUGGUUAUGUUAUGAAAGAAAUAGCCAAAACUAUAACUGUUCGUAAUUUGAAAAUGAGUAUAGAAGAUGUCAAUGCACUGUGUGACAAAAUUAACAUAGAGAUUACAAGUUCUGAUGAAAUACAAAAAGCUGUAAAAAAUGUACUGAGAGACUACUCUAACACACUGAAGGCUAAAUAUGAUCAAGAAUGGGGAUCAAAAUGGGAAUCAGAACUCAAUCAAAAGUUAAAAGAAGCUGAGGAUUCAUUAAAAGACUUACAAAAAGAAGAGGAAGUGCUGAAACAGGCACUUAAAGAACUUAAGGAAUGCAAUGAAAGUCUUAAAGUUUCAAUCCGUGACUUAUCAUCCCCCACCCCUGAAGAUGAUCGUGAUUGAUUAUUACUUAAAAUUUUAUUUGCUUGUGUGUUGUCCCAUUCACUAAAGUAAUAAAAAA
This is a messenger RNA of Amphimedon queenslandica, 1416 nucleotides long. RefSeq lists its product as uncharacterized. Lineage: Eukaryota; Metazoa; Porifera; Demospongiae; Haplosclerida; Niphatidae. The record is from RefSeq and is a predicted model, not a curated record. The coding region runs from base 51 to 1358 and encodes 435 amino acids. The transcript is spliced from 11 exons.